CGGAUCUCAAACCUUCAUCUAAAUUUCCUAUGAGUUGACGUUCGAUUCCGCUUUGUCUCAGCCUCUCUCUUCCGUACUGCUUCUCCUCUACCUCCGUCGCCAGCCAGCCACUACCUCGAUUCGCUCCCCUCCGGCCCUCCUGUCGCGCGCGCUCUGCCUCACUGGCGCCACGGUCGCCCGCGCCGGCAGGCUCGAGUCCCUCGACGCCAUCGCCUAGAUUGUCUACUAGCUGGCCCCCGCUCGCCGCGAGGUGGUGCUUGCGGAGGUGGCGGCGAUCGUGCCUGCAUGGUGCUCGACAAAAAGGUGCUCUACGAGACGACAUCUGCUUCCGCGCGCACAAGCUCACCAUGCGCAGCUUCGGUGACGUUUAGCCACGUCAUCUCCGCCACCAUGAGCGGCGUCACCUGCUGCCUUUGCUUCUCCGGUCAGCUCAACUCCGAUCUCCGUAGGCUAGCCGUCAACCUGAUCCCGUUCCCGCGCCUGCACUUCUUCAUGGUCGGCUUCGCGCCGCUCACCUUCCGGGGGCUCCUAGAAAUAUCACGUCCUGACUGUGCCAGAACUCCCAAAAUAGAUAUGGGACGCCAAGAACAUGAUGUGCAUCGUGGACCCGCGCCACGGUUGCUACCUGACGGCGUCCGCCAUGUUCUGCGACAAGAUGAGCAACAGGGAGGUGGACGAGCAGAUGCUUAACGUGCCAAACAAUGACUCCUACUUCGUGGACUCGAUCUCCAACAACGUUCAGUCCACGGAUGUGCCUCUUUUGAGAGUGAAUUAUACUUUUACUCAAUUAGGAUAUUGUGUUUCUUUGGAUCUUUGUUUGAUUAAUGAUUUUUUUGGAUGAGAGUGUGGCUACAGGAUGAAGCAAUGCAUUUUUUGAUGGAACACACAUGUGCAGUAUACAAAUGGACCAUCAGGUUGCGGAGCAUUCCAUUAUUCCAACCUUAUUCCAGAGUAGUUCUGUGCACUUUAAAGCCGAACGUUUGUGGAUCCAGAAAAGAAGCAAAUUUUGUACCCUUUGUUCUAAGUUGUUGAGUGAGCAGAAUGAAGGCUAGAAGUAGAAGCUACACUGGCCGGUUUCAGGUCGCGUUGUCUUUUUGUAUCAUUCUUGUCCAAAAGCUAUAUAAAAGAAGCAUGGGCAACCAGUGACAUCCAUCUCCAUGAUCUAUCCACAAAACAAACAAUGGCGAAGCAGACUGAGAGCUACGAGCUGCACAAACUGCGGCCCCAGGUGGAUGACCUGUUCAAGGAGUUCGACGCCCUGGUCGACAGACCUCUGGAUGAGAGGGAGGACCUGGCUGCAAUCUUCAAGGUCCUCGAAGAGAUCAGGGACAAGAUCAAGAUCAAACACGGUGGCAAGAAAGUAGACGACGACGAGCUCCUUCCGCGGAGCAAGAGGGGGGACCUGGCCAACCUGCUCCCCCUCAUCAGGACUGCACUGGAGCUACGCAGCAAGCCGCCGCCGCCGCCUGUGCAGCAGGACGCCACGGGCGGUGCCCACGACAGCAAGCCGACCGGCUGCAUCCCCUGCAAGCCCCGGCCGUCGCAGCAGCACAAGGAAGAAAAAGAAGGCAGCAAGGAAGUCGUGUCACUCAAGCUGCUGCUCCGGCUGACCCAGAACGUGCUGGAGCCGGAGCAGUACUACGAGUGGACGACCAGCUACGUGGACGAGGAGAGGAUCUACGGGUGGGACAAGGAGGCCGGCGAGGUGAUCGACGCCCUCGUGGCCGCCGCCGACGGCUCGGGGGCGCGGAUGUUCCGGGCCGCGGGCAUCGCGGGCAUCCACGGCAGCGGCAAGACGGCGCUGGCGCGGAAGGUGUUCGUGCACGACAAGGCCAAGGACAACUUCGCGCUCCGCCUGUGGGUGUGCGUCGGCCCGCCGGACUCGGAGGACCGCUUCAACCUCCUCUACCGGAUGCUCGACAACCUCGGCCUCGACACCGACAAGGUCGAGGAGGUCGUCGACAAGUCCAGCGUCGUCAGAGACGCCAGGGGCAGAACGGAGGCGGAGCUCCGGAAGGCCGCAGCCAGACCUGCCGAGCAGAAGAAGGCGGAGGGCAGCGUCGUCGUCACCGAGGCCGGCGCCGGUGGAGAUGCCAACAGGCAGGCAAAGGACGAGGAGCUGCUCAAGGAGAAGGUAGAGAACAGCCGCGCCGUCGAGAAAUCCAAAAUCGGAGUGCUGCUCUACAUCCUCAACAUGGUCCUGUCCAAGACGUCGUACAUGAUCGUGUUCGACGACAUCCGGGCGUACCGCCACGACGACGACGACGCACAGGGAUGCUGGUACAGCAACCUCACGCUGCUGCCGCCGGCGGAGGGCGAGUGGGGGGACCGCCUCGCCUACGGCCUGCCCAAGACGAAACACAGGGGCGCCGUGCUGGUGACCUGCCGCAAGGAAGACGACGCCAAGACCAUGGCGCGCACGGGCCUCGUGGUCCGCCCGCCCAAGCUCGAAGGUGAUGACGCCUGGAAGCUCUUCAGAAGAGAGUACGACCAGGCCAAGGACGACAAGCGCAACAAGGACGGCGGCGGCAAAGAAGGCAGCAAGGGGGAGGAGGAGGACCUGCUCCUCAAGCAGCUGCAGGAGAUGAAGAAGGAGAUCGUGGGCAAGUGCCUCGGCCUGCCGGUGGCCAUCAUCGAGGCGGCUAGGGGCUUCGCCGACCUCGAGCCCUUGCCGGAUGAUACUAGUCCCCUCAAACCGGUGACCAGCAAGGACAUUGACAAGGACAAGCAGCUGUCUCAAGCAAAUAAGUAACAGAUUAGUUGAAUUCGUGCUGUGUAAUGCUUCUGCGUUGCUUUGGCUCUCUUCUAAUAAAAUUUAAUUAUGGGCUAUAAAAGUCAAAAAUUUUAAUUUGAAAUAUAACAAAUAGUUUUUUA
Molecule: messenger RNA, 2874 nt
Organism: Zea mays
Lineage: Eukaryota; Viridiplantae; Streptophyta; Magnoliopsida; Poales; Poaceae
Product: putative disease resistance protein
Exons: 5
Coding region: 1181-2752 (523 amino acids)
Biological process (GO): defense response to other organism
Molecular function (GO): ADP binding
Source: RefSeq, a predicted model, not a curated record